AUGCAGUGGCGUUACCAGGGGAGCGAGAGCAGGGAGGGGAGUGCUGGUGAGGAGGAGGAGGUGCAGGCGGUGCAGUGGGUGGUGCUGCUGUUUCUGUACGCUGCUGUUCAAUUCGACGAUAGGCUGGUGGACUAUGAGGACAUGCUUGGCGCGCUGCAGAGCUUGGUGCUCUCCAACCGCAUCCCACCACUCGGAUCGCCACUCCUCCCCCUCCCCUCCCUCGCACCUUCUCCCCACAACCACCUCUCGGACGCCCACUCUCCCCCACCCGCCACCGCCACCCGCUCCACCUUUUUCCUGCUUGUGUUCCUGUCGCUGCACGCGCUGCUGCGCCCCUGCUGCUCCACUGUCUCGUUUGACGCGCAGCACCGCCUCCUCUGCUUCCUGCACCGCCACGCUGCAGUGCUCUCCUUCCCCCUCACCGCCUGGCACCUGGCUCUACCGCACUGGAUCCUACUACGGGACGGUUUGGAGGAGCUGAGCCACAGCCUCGUGCACUCCUGGCUCUGCGCUGCUGCUGCCUCCCUGCCGCCUCCCUCUGCCUCAGGCCCCUCGCCCGGAACCAGCAAUGCAGCAGUAGCAACAGCAGGCAGCGGUGGUGGCAGUUUAAGGAAUGUAGGUGAGAGUUCGGGCGCUGGUGCUGCGGGUGGUGAGACGCCGGAGCUGGAUGCUGUCGGUAGCUUGCUCAGCGGUGGCAGUGAGAGCAGCAACUCCAGCAGCAAUGGAGUGGAUGAGAUGAGCGGUGACAAGGAGGAGGCAGGGAGGCGGUGUGCUAGGGUGGUGGCGGGGGUGGUGAGGGAGAUGUGGAGGGCGGGGGGGGAGUGGCAGCAGCUGGCACAGGUGACUGAGGCUCUGGCGAUCCUGGUGGACAGGCAUCCGCAUUUGAGUGCCCGAUUGGAGCAAGGGGCGCUCUCAACCAUGUACAUAGAGGCCAUGCUGCUGAGCGGCUCUAACCUACCGCCGCCUCUGCUGCUCUCCACCCUGCACCUGCUGGCCCGCCUGCUCUCCCACCUGCCCCCCAAGCCCCCCGUCCCUCCGCGCAUGGGAGGGCGGCUGCAGUCACCGCCACAGCAGGCAACAGCGUGGGAACGCUUAGCGCAGCAGGUGCUGAUUGUGGUUGAGCCACUGGUGGAACCUACUGCUGUCAGCAGCACUGCGAGCGCUGCUCCUCCCACUCUCUCACAACAACAGCAGCCGCAGCAGCAGCAGCAGCAAUAUAGCCAGGCAUACAGGCAGGCACAGGUGCAUAGUGGUGAUGGUGGCGCAGGGAGCGAGCAGGAGGAGCGUGGCGAGAGGGAGCAGGUGCUGGUGGGGGCGUUGAGCGUGAUCAACGCACUGCUGUGGCACGCAACAACACUCUACACACCCAGUGGCGCUGACCCAUGCAGCCAACCCAACGAGCUCAACGGAGCAAGAUCGGGCAGCAGUCGUACAGUGGGCGAUGCGCGGCUGAUGGCAGUGGUGGAGGCAAACGAGGACGUGGUGAAUGCGGCUGGCACCAUCAUGAUGAGCGCGGCUCUUGUGGGCUUCACAGAGGGGUGUGUGCGGGCUGCUGCACGUGGCAUCUGUGGAACCACUGGUGAUCUCGAGGACACGCCAGCAGUGGCUGGUGGGGGGACGCAAGGAGGGGGAUGUGGUGUGGGUGUGGUGCAGGCGCGAGGGAGUGGGGGAGUGUGGCAAGGCUACUCCUGCCGUGUGCUGCUCUCCUGUCUCACCUUCUUCAACCUGCGUGUCUCAUGGUACGUACGCCCCUGCCCCCUCCACCCUACCACUAAUGAUGCAUGCACCAUAUGCUCCUACACCUCACCAGCUCUCACAGCCGGCAGCUCUCACAAGCAUGCCCUCUCUGCUGCCUGCCCCAACUGCCUGUCCUCCCACCACAGGGUGCAUGCACUCGAGGCUGCAUCCAUUCUCCCCUCAGGCAUUCCACCUCUCAAUCUCUCGCUGCGAUUCUCGCCUCCAUCGCCGCAACCAGCAGCGACACCAGCAGCCAUACCAGCAGCAGCAGCUGAAAGCGCCACUAGUCCUGCCGCAGGCUGUGCCAGUCAGGGCGACCCAGCAGCCCCCAUGCGGCAGGCGCAGCAGCAGGAGCGCCCCGCCGUGCUGAGCUUGGCCUCCGCUUGCGACCUCGCUGCCAUUCUGCUCGCGGCCGCUGCCGCCCAGCUGCCCGCCACCGUGGCCGCACACAGCAGAGAGCAGCGGGUGGGAGGAGCAGCGGGACCAGGCCGUCCCCCUGGGAACAGCAGUGGUUGCGGCAAGGCCGAUGGGGAUGAGAGGAAGGGAGCGGAGAGCAGGUCAUGGGCAGGGAGGGCGGGUGGGAGAUGCGGGCAUGCGAGCAUGCAAGACUCCUUUGUGGCUGCUGACCUUGCCUCGUGCGCCCUGCUCUCCUGCCUCUCCUCUCUCGCCCUCCCUGCACGUGCCUCCUCAGCACAUCGCCCUGCACUACCCUUGGACCAAGGCGGCUCUGUCCCUUUUGCCCAUCCUGCCGUACCACCCCUGCUGCCUGCACCAGUGAACACCCCAGGUGAAAGCAACCUACGCUUGUCACAGCAGGAGCAGCAGGAGCGCCAGUAUGAUGUACCAUCCACUCAGCCCUCCCCCCUGACCCCUCCCACUCCUGCUCCCCCCACUGCGCUCCCUCCCCUCCCUGCCGCUGUCUUCUGGCCGAUCGCUGCUGCGCUGCAGCAUGCAGCCUCGUGCCCACACCCCCCUGUGCGGCGCAACACGUGCCUCGCACUCUCCCUGCUGCUGCGCUGCUUUGAUCCAACCUCUGUCGCUCUCCCCCUGGCAGCCAGCCCCUGGACUCGCCUGCUGCUAGACGAUGCCCUUGCCUCUAUCACUGCCGCCGCUGCUGCCACUGCUGCUGGACCUUCUGCUGCCGCUGUCACUGCUGCUGCACCAGAUGCAGCAGCGGUGCGAGCAGGUGAGAGCAGGCCUGCUGGGGAAGCAGUGCAAGCCCAGUCCUCCUCGUGCCCCUCGCCCGCCCUGCUGGACCUCCUGCUCUCCCACAGCCUAGAAGCCCUCCACAUCGCUGCCUCCUGCUUUCACCUCGCCCCACCCACCGCCCCUCCUCGAUGGCUCCCUCAAAUCUUCCAACCUGCCCGGGUCUCUGCUCUCGUGGGCUCGCUCUGGCGAACCCGCCAGCUGUCUCUGCCCGCCAUCGCCACGUGUCACUGGCUCAUUGGUGCGGGCCUGCUACCUCGCGCUGUUCUGCCCCAGCUUCUGGACCUCAUUCAGCCACAGCACAGCACCGGCAGCAACACCACCAGCAACUCCUCGUCCACGCUUACUGUUCGGCCUGUCUGGCUGGCGGGUUGCCUUGUGCUCUGCAGCCUCUCCAUCCCUGCCGCUCUCUCCAAUCCCUGUCUCGUGGACCCCUCGCUCCCUGCCACCCUGUCACAGCAGUGCGCUGCGUUCCUUGCCCUGCACGCCAAGCUGCCUCGCUGCACGCAGUAG
Messenger RNA from Closterium sp. Naga37s-1, 3456 nucleotides. The record is from the annotation of a GenBank genome assembly. NCBI's taxonomy places the organism in Eukaryota, Viridiplantae, Streptophyta, Zygnematophyceae, Desmidiales, Closteriaceae.